Cinara cedri is the source of this 26994-nucleotide messenger RNA. NCBI's taxonomy places the organism in Eukaryota, Metazoa, Arthropoda, Insecta, Hemiptera, Aphididae. The record is from the annotation of a GenBank genome assembly.
AUGUCAAGAAUAGUAUUUCUUGAAUAUUUAAAAAAGUUGUAUGCGACGUUUUCGAUCCCUCAACUAUUGACGGAUUAUGGCAUCGAAGAUAAACAAUUGGUACCUCCAGUUGUUGACCCGAAAAAAUAUUUCAAUUUAAACCUGAUGAAAGGAAAGAAUUUUACGCCGCUUUGGUUUCACGACAACACAACAUUUGAUAGUCUGUUGCCUGAAGACUGGUUGAAAAAAAAUUUUCACAACGGAGUUCAAACUCCAGUACCUGCCUACGUUUAUUUACCCAUCAAAUCGGAUGACGAAUUUACCAACAAUUACAAAUGGACGCAUGCUAAUGUAAUUAAAUAUGAUUGUGAUGUAAACAUGUACACAGUUGCCUUGAAGAAUAAUUCCAAUGUAGUAUAUCCUCAAGUACCUAGAAUACAAAUACAUUUUGAAGGAGAAGAUCCAAGAGAAUUUGCGAGAAGGAUCAAAUAUGCAGUUUCGAGACGAGAUUAUUGUGAAAAAAUGAUGUUGUAAGUUACUUAUUUAAAUUUUAUUUGUGAAUUUUUUUUUGAAAACCUGUAGUUAACUUUAAUAGUGAAAAUAUGAAUAAUGGAAUCAUCUAUGUGACAAGUAAAAUGGGAAUAAGGGCAUCUUGUUACGUAAAAUAAACUUAACAAUUGGCUAUACAAGUUUUCAGGAAGAUAGAACUGUUGGCAUUUUAAAUUUUUUUGAUAGAUUUUGUAACCAUGCUUUAACUAUACUCCAGCCCACAAGAGAAGUACACCGUGUCCCGACUAAAAUUCGUCCGGUUUUGUGCAUGUAUACAUAUCGCAGCCAGAGGCGGUUUUAAAAUAAAAACCUAGGGGGUGUAUCCAAAAAAUUGCAGACUUUAUGGUGGGGGGAUAGAGAUGAGUCAGUGGUUAAUUGACAAACAUUAGAUGUAUGCCAAUUGAGUAAAAUGUGUGUUAAAAUCUAAAAAUAAAAACAUUAAAAUAAAUUAUUUAAGAGUCAAUCAAAUCUUACAAAUUCGAGAUUUAAUUAGGUUUAAGGUUUAUAAACAAAUAUAUAUAUAUUUUAAUUGACUGUUUAAUCUAACUAACGCUAUCGAUUUUUUUUUUAUAUUAAAUUUAAUAAAAAGCAUAUGAGUAAUAUCAAAGGUGUAGGUAUAGAUUAUAAAUGAGGAGGGCUCAUAAGUUCAAUUACUUACCGCAAGUAUGGACCUCUUGGAAAAAGAAUUUGAAUGAUGAUUUAGGUUCUAGAUAAAGUCUUGUUAAUGUUUUAAGUUCACUUUUAAAAGAAUAGAGAGAUUAAAGUUCAAAAAUGUAUGAAUUAGUCAAAAAAUAAAUUAAGGUACUCAAACUUAAAAACAAUUAAAAACUUAUAAUCUGAAAAGAAAAAUAACAAAAAAGCCGCUUAUGCUUAGUGUAAUAAUGUUUAAGAAAAAAUUGUUUUUGAAUUGAUAUCUGCUUAAAAUACAGAAUACUGAUGAUAGUUUAAUAUAAGUCAAAAAAAAUUAGGUAAGAAAUAUGAUAAGGUAUAGUGUUAAAAUUUGAUAACAUAUUGCAUAUUAGUUUGGGUAGGUUUCUACUUAAUACUAUAAUAAUGAUUAAAGAACAUUUAUUGAGGAAACAAUAUGAAACUUGUCAAAUUGAUUAUGAAUAAUUUAUAAUUUAUUAUUUCAAAAUAACAGAACAUAAGAUCUUUAAUUAUUGCUUGAAUGUUUUUUUUUUUUUUUUUUUUUUUUGAUUUUUCAAAAUUCAAUUCUUCUUUGUUUAGUAGAAGACCAAGUCUUUAUCACAGUUUAAAAUUAUUAACGAGUUUGAACGGUCAGAACGUAUUAUAGAGCAUAAAAUAUGUUUAAUCAACUUUAAGCUUAAAGUUCGAUCACUUGAUACUGUAGUUACUGGAGCUGUAAAUACAAGACGAUAUAACUAGUUUGCCCAAGCAAAGGUUUCUGUAACUCAAUUGACUUUUUCAUAACCUACAUAAUUUUUUCAUUUUUUCCUUCUUUUUUUUUCUAGUCUAUGAACACGUUUUUCUUAGUAAAUUUGCUCUGAUUUUUACGUGUAGCAUUUUUCAAAAAGUUUAAGUUGUCUAGAUAGUAUUUUAGAGAGGUUAUUUUUGGACUUUCAACGCUAUUUUUUAAAUAAAAGCACAUAAGUGGGAAAAACCAUAAAAAAAACUUAAAAUUUCACGAUUUUAUUAUUGUAUAUAAACACGGACUACGUGUUCUCCCAAAAAAAAAAAAAAUGAUUUAAUCGAAAAAUUACAAGAUAUCUUUUUUGUUGCCUUUUUGAUUUACUUUCUUACGAUAUCAUCACCAACAUUUUUGAGCUUUUAGGGAAUUUUAAUUUUUGGGAGUUUUUAUGCUGUUCGGUUAUAAAUAUACGUAGGGAUUUGAAACUUGGUAAUAAUAUUUAUAUUGUACGUACCAAGACGUGGUAAAAUUUCCAAAAUUUUUUUUUUAAUAAUUUAAUAAUUUUUAAAAUCAAAUUUAAACGAAAACUGCAAAAAAAAAUUACGACACUUUAAAUUAUGUAUUACCGAACUGUGCUCAGAAUUGUCUUUCGUCAAGCAAGGGUUUAUCGUUGCUUAUAAAAAUAAAUGAAAUAACCUUAUGUAUUCUACCUUCUCAACUUCUUACCUACAAGAUUGGCCACUCCCAUCCCCAGUAUCAGCUCUUUUUAAUUUCUGAUCUUAUAGUUUCCAAUAUUUUAUAGUAGUGUUAAUUAAUAUACAGGCAUCACAUAUAUUCAGUUCUUUAGCUUCUAACUGUUCUGUUAAAUUCUUAAGUUUGUACAUUAUGUUUUUCAUAAACAUUAAUGAUAGAAAAAUCAAAAUUUAAAAUUUUUUUUGAACAAGUAUUAAUUAACUUAUUAACUUUCACCAAAUUCACCAGUGGAAGUAAAACGAUGUUAAAAAUUUAAAAUGUAAACAUAAAUCAUAAUAUUAUAGAAUUUUGAAAUACUUUGUACUAUACCCUGUCCAAAUUAAGAGUAUACCCGGCGGCGGAAGAAAACACGUUCGUUUUCGUGCAUGUGUUCCCACUCUCGAUUAUCAGUACCGUUUCAUCUAUUCACUCACCUAACAAUUUCGUUACCACCAUUACACAUGGUAUAUAACAUACGUAGAGACCAAAAUGUCGAUAAUAUUUUGUUUUAAUGGUCUUAUUGCGUACACGUAUUUUCUAGCACAAAUCCUCUGUUUAAUUUGAAUAAACGCUACAAUUUAAUUCAAAUUUUUCUAUGUUACCUGUUAAUUUGACCGAAAAAGUAUAGGUAUGCGUGUAUACUACGAUUUAUUUGACGAUAGGUAUUAUAGGUAUUAUAACUUGCUGUAUACACGACAACGGUGGCCACGACGACAGCGCGUGGCGUAUAGAAUUGUACUGCGACGGCAUAACGAUUAUUUCCGAUCUAUCAAGUAGGGGGUCCGAUAACAUUCAGCGCUCAGUGAGGUAUGCGUAAACGGGUAUACUCUUAAGUUGGACAGGGUAUAGAUAUAAUAGGUAUAAUAAUAAUAGAUAGGUAAUUAUUAAAAAUGAUCAAUAUUAUAGACGGUUUAGUUGGUAGGUAAAUAAGGGUCGGGAUGAAUCAAAACAUAUCAAGUCAUUUAUUAGAAAAUAUUUUUAUUCAUUAUCAUAAUUUUCAAAUUCAGUCUCCGUAGACAAUAUUAUUUAUGCCUGUGGUCUAUGCAGCGGUAUGCGGAAGAACUAUUAAAAAUGAUUAAUGAUAAAUGCAAGACUAUGAUAGAUAUUAAUUAUUUUUUCUAUUUAUAUUACAAUCAUGAUGAUAGCAUAAUAAUACAAGUUUAUACAACCAAUACAUUUUAAAUGUAUAAAUAAAUGUACAAUCAUAUUUAUUUUAAUUUAUAAAUUAUAAAUUUCAUUGCAAGUACAUUAAAUUAGAGUUAAAAUUGUUGACUCAUGUCGUUGAUUUUAAAUUGCCGACUUAUUAUUUAGUUUUGCAGACAUCCGGAAGAGGGAGUGACACCCCCCCCUUAAACCACUCCUGAUCGCAGCACAUAGUGAGACAAAGUGGGGGAAGAGUUUACUUAGUUUAUUUGAGCGAAACGGUGUACUUCUCUUGUAGGCCGGAGUAUAAUUAUAUGAAAUAAUUGUGUGUUUAAGAAAAUGUUCUUUAAUUUUUAUGUUAAAGGUUUUUCAUAGACAUAUCUCUGCUUAUCAUUACAUUAAUUAUUUUAUAGAUAACAGAUUUUUUUUUUAUUAUUAUUUUGUUUUAAUAAUUAUUGAACAAAUAAAUUAGAAAAUAUCACUGCUAAAAAUAUAGUUCUAUAUAUCUGAAACGUAUAAUUUCUAAAGUAGAUUUGUUUGUUAUAGAUGGUAUAUGUAUAUGGAUAAAAUCAAGAUUGAUGACGUUUCGGAAACAUUACCAGAAGAAAUGAUACAGAAAAUAAUGUCCUUAGUCUUCAGAAAUAAAAAAAUAAAAAAAACCAAAGAGGAUUCCGUAAGGAUCAUACAAAUACUAUAUACAAUAUACUAUAUAUUUUUACUGAAGGUCUUCAGCCACGGAAAGAGAUUAUAAGAGUGAAUAACUGAAGUUCUGGGAACUUUUCCCUUCUCGAGUUUAAUAAUUUAAUAUAUUAUUUUGCGUAACAUUCAUAUAUUAUGCUGUGGAUUCAUGUAUAUUUUGUCUAUUAUUAUUUGUUUAAUAUUUCUAAUAUUUGAUUAAAAUAAAUAAAAUUCCUUCUAUACAUUUAGUAUGGCUGCAGACCUGUACAUAUUAACGCACAAACAAAAUUAAAUUUCCGUUAUUAAAUAUAUUCUAUCAAAUUAAACAAAAAUAGUUGGGUUCAGAUGCAUGUAGAUGCAUAAAAUUGAUUUAAUUUAUUUUGUACGUCUUAAACGAAUCUCCAAAUAAAAUUAAAACAUUCGUUAUCCUUAUUAUAGUAUGUUUCACAUUUUGUGCGAUUCGAACGAAUCUUGUGCGUACUCCAUAAGUUUCGUCCACACGUGUGUUCAAAUCGCAUACCUAGUGUAUAAAUAUCAUUAUUCAUUACUUAUAAAAAUAUUUUUCUCACAAAAAUAAUAUGUUUUUAAAGAUUAUUAAAGAAAUUGUAAAUAAUUUCAAUCGAUGGCAGUAUUCUUUUUUGCUUCGAUUCAAGAUUUCUAAAAGUCCGCUUGAAUUUAAAUACAUCGAAGUACCGAAUUUUGAAUUUGAACAUUUAAUACCAAAAAUUAGUAAUUUAUAUAAAUAAAUUGUAUCAACUAUGUAUGAUCAUUUUAUUUAUUCUUAUUUUCUUCAUUAAUAAUAAACAGCACGAUUAAAUACUGGACUGAGUUUCGAAGACUUCACAAAAAUCAAAGCAGCAAUUAAUAAACAAACCUUGUUAGUUUUACCUCAAGUUCAUACAGCUUUAUGGGGCUCAAAUGUAGAAAACUUAUUUUUGAUAAACAAUAAGCAAAUAUUUAUUACUGAAUUUAUAAAUGCAGUGACACUUGAAGAAUUUGAGUCUAUACAGUUUAUUAAUAUUAAAACCGUAAGUAAUUUUUUGUUUUAGAUUCUAAGCAUAUUGAUUAUUAAUAACCUAUUAGUUUUAUUAUGGUGUGCAUUAUUUUUCUCUCUAUAAAUAUAACUAUUAUACCAGAAAUUAUGUUCAGUUCAUAAAAUUUAAGGGGCUCAAAUUUAUUAUUGACGAAUGUAUUAGGUAGGUCAUUAUUUGAUUUUCCUGAUAUAUGUGGGAAUAACUGUCGAAAAAAAACAAUUAUUUACGCAAUUUUUGUUAUUUUGGAAUUUGUUUUUUUCUGUAUGUGAUUUAGUUCAAAAUAAUCGUAAUUGCAUUGGGGGCAUCAUUAUAUUUUUCCAGAGAGUGUCAAUAAUUAAAAAAUAAUACAAUUUUGUUUCUUUAUUAAGAUCUUUAACCUGACCUUAAAAAGUUCUGGUUGCAUCAUUGAGCCUCAGUGAUCAAUAGUUUCGGGUAGAGUGAUACUCUAUGUGUACCAACAACUAGAAAAUACUUAAGAUAGGUAAAAUCAUAUAUCUAGGUACUCUUGGUUAUUAUUGAACUUAAUAUAUUAAAUAAUUCAGCAGAAACUUUUUUUUAUUAGUCAUGUUAAAAAAAUAAUUUAUUCUUUUAAUUCUUUUAUGCAUAAUGAAUAAUGAUUAUAUUAUUAUAUUAUAUUAUAUUAAUUGUUUAAACAUAUUUUUUUAUUAGUUAAAUAUAAAUAAAAUGAAAUUAUAUAUAUAUAUAUAUAUAUAUAUAAUCCUUGGAUCCUCUGUUAUUUUUUCUCUUUCUUGUCGAGUUUCCCCUUUGGGACUGCACUUUUGUAGUCCUAUCAUUUUUUAUUUUUAGCAUUUUUAUUAGUUAUGGUUACUCUUAUUUUAAAAAUUCCAAGUUGCUCAUCUUUGCCAACCACAGAAGUUAUUCAUCCAUAUAUAACCUCCCACUUUGACUACUUCUCUUACAGGCUGACUUCGACCGAUUGGUCACUUGGAGAUUGUCUGUCAGGCUGUACCUGAAUAUUCUGAAGUAAUCGAUGAUGACUUUUCCCCUUCUCUGUUUCUUUUCAAUUUCCUUCACCUACUGAAUUAAUGGGUUUUCUAUUAAAUUUGCCGGUAACCCUAUUACCAAUAACCUCUAUACAUUGUUGCAUAUCUAAGAGGCCUGCUGUAAAUUACUCUGCAUUGUCAACCAUAUUUCUUAUGAUUUUUGCAUCUUUACUCUUCUUAAAUCCUUCUACUAUGCUAGUGGUUUUUAGAAGGGGUGAAAUGGAUCCAGUGUAGAGAAAACAAGGAAUCCUCGGUGGUGAGAAAAAAAAAAUAAGACAAUUUGUAUUUUUUUAAAAUAAAAUCGUAUUACCAUCCGCUGACCCAGUUACCAUAAGUCUUAUGUUACCUUAUGGCAUAAGGUAAUAAAUAGUUGAAAAUAUUCAAAAAUUUCACCAUGUAGUUAAGUGCUUUCUAAGUAUGGUUAUCAAUGACUUAUAAAAUAAUUGUAUCUAAACAAUUGUAUUUAAUAAUUUGGUUAAUAUUUAGAAAAAAUAUGUAUUAUAAUAUAUAACCUAAUAUAAAGACAAGCAUUGAUUGCAUGGAAAAAGCUAAAACUGGAUGGGAUGGCUAUUUUAUAUACAUUUUAUAUAUAUUUUGCAUGAUUAUUUUCUAAGAUUUCUCAUGGUAUUUAGACUAUGGCUUACCUUAACAACAUUUGGACGAAAUCCAUUAUCAAUAGAUAUCACAUUGCGUUGAGAAAUAUAAAAACAGGUUGGUAUAAUAUUUCAUUGAGUAACUUUAAGGUUUGUGAGUCGUCGAUCAACAAACUCCGAAAAUUAAUGCUACUUGUCCAAUACAUGAUGGAGGUACGAAACCGUAUACCUAUUUUCUGAUAUUGUUUGAUAUCUAUAAAUCUACAUAGGAAUGUCUACGAAAUUUUGUAAUCAAUUCGGCAACGAGUUAUUCUAAUCUAAUCGAACAACCGUGUAUCUCAAUAAAGGGUAUUGAAGACAAUUUCACUUGGAAUACUGAUUUGAAGAUAUUUGAUGAUUCAAGUAUCCCUCCGUUAUUUUCUAUAAUGUUAAAUAUGAAUCAAAAUGGACCAAUUUAUUCCAACGAUCCAGAUAAGUUUGAGGUUAGUAAUUUAUUCUAUUUUAAAUAAACCUAUAAAAAGUAUUACAUUUUUUCUAGAACUUCUUUCUCAUUUUAUAAAACUGUUUAACCCCACUUCAAUUCCCAGUGGAUCCGCGUUAUAUCCUACAAUAAUAAUAAAAAAAAACUAUAUUUAUUGGGUCCUGGGUUUCCACAAGUUUGUACAAAUGAGCAGUAAAAUGUCUUGUAUUAUGCUUUUAAACGUUUGAACCCAAUUAGUAUGCUUCCUACUGGUGGAAAGCUCAGAUGGGUGAUUCCAGUAAGCAUAUGGUAUUAUUUCUUUAGGGUAGAAGAAUUCGCAUUACAGUUGACAAUACCAUUUUUUCUGUGUAAGGGAAUCAGGAUAUUCCAACGGUACUUUUACUUGUAAUAAAAGGUAGCAAAUGGGGUCGCAUCAGGUUGACAACCGGUGUAAAAUUCUGUCAAACAUAGGAAGUUUUAAAUAAGACAUGGGAGCUGAAAAGAGUCUCCAAAGUGCAUGUCACUUAAAAAAUGAAGAGAAGCACUUAAAUGAUAGGGAUUUAGGAUAAAUAGAAGUAAAACAGAGUAUAAGUUUGGAGGAACAAAAGAAAACAGAUAACUAUAGUAAUUAGUGACGUAAUUGAUAAGGUUAAGAGUUUUAAAUAAAUAACUAGAAUCGAUUGUUUAAAAUAACGGCGGUUGUGACGAGGAUGUGGUAUAUAGGAUUAAGUUUAGUUAAAUAGAGUGAAAAGAAGCAUCAGGUGUCUUAUAUGACAUGAAAAUCCUGACAAGACUUGAUAAGUGUGGUGAGACUGACUAUCCACAUGUUUCUUAAUUCAUCUGUAAUGACAUCACUGAUGACCCUAAGAAAUAUUAAAGGAAGUUCGUUUUAAGAAGUAUUAUUAUGAAGCCUAACUAUAUAAUAAUAAUAGUUAAAUAUUAUAACUGUUAUCGGUUAUUUUCUUAAAAAAAAAAAAUGAGAUAAUAAACACAUCUAGUCCACCCCAUCUCAUGUCUCACGUCUCACAUUUCUGACUCGAAAACAUGAUAUGAGUGAUAAAGCUAUCUUUGAUGCCAUCAGAGAUUUUCGGAUUUAAAAAAGAACAACAUCGAUGGCAUCACAGAUGAAUUAAGGAAUACUUGGUAUGUUGUAUGAUUCGGAGUGUUGGCUGGCAAAUAGAAAAAUAGAACAGAAUAAAUAUAGCAGAGAUUAGAAUGCUUAGAUGGAUGAAUAUACUGACGAGAGAAAUUAGGAUGAGGGAUGAGUGUAUGAGAAGUAGCUUAGGCGUGGAUUACAGGGUUUAUUUUAGACCUCCAUUCCUGAGGGGUAUUAUAAAUGUUCAAGUGGAUAUGCUAAAGACAGAUCCGGAUCUAGGCCGACCCCUUAAAUAAACACUUGUAUAUUUGAAAAUAGACAAAAUGAAAGAAAAUAAACUGAAAUGAUUCAGGCUUAUCAUAGGGAGAGAGAAAUAAAAAACAGUUACACUUGUAAUUAAAAUAAAAAUUGGAAGAAAGAGGGAAGAUGAGGACUAAAGAAAGAUGUGGUUAGAUAUGUUUGAGAAAAAUAUGAGAACAGCUAGUGUAUACGAGGUGGAAGAUCAGGUCAAGUUGAAGUUUAGGAUAAGUGUAGCUGACUCCAAAUACUUGGUGGAAUACGAAAAAGAAGAUUAUAGGAACUUAUGGUAUAUAAAAUAUAUCAUGCAUAUUAUGUAUUGUAUAUAAUAUAACAUAUCCUGCCUGACUGACUCACUGAUUAAUCAUCGCCUAGCCGAAACCGCUGAAGCUAUGUAGUUUGUAUUAUCAUAGUAUUUAACAGAUUAAACAUAUUUUUUUAAGUCGAUUACAGUUUUGAAAUUGUACAAACAAAUAUUUAAUUUUGCACCAAAAGUUUUUAUUAUCAUUAUUAGUAUUUAUUAUUUUUAUUAUUAAAGUUUUUUUAUCACUCCAUACCUUCUAUCUUAACAUAAAUAAACAAUAAAAAUAAAAUGCUAAUAAAUAAUAUAAUCGAUGAACUUGAUUCAAUACUUGACACGAAUAAAGAUAAAAGUUAUUUUCAAUUUAUAUUUACAAACAUUGGUGGUUGUAAAACUGAUUGGUAUCGUAUUAAUUAACUCAAUAAUAGUGAUAAUAUUAAUAAUAAUAAUAGCUAAAAAAAUGCAUAAUGUAUUUUUUUUUUUGACGUGUGAUUUAUUUAUUCCACAGCCUGUUAUAGUACACUUAUUUACUUUGGCUGUAAUCGAAAGCCAUAAAAUAUCUGCCAUUCAUCCAAAUUUACUGAGAGAAAUUAGAUAUUUCGAAAAACCAAAGAUAACGUCGAUAGGACUACUAGAAAAUGAAAUCUCCGAAUUACAAACCCGUAUUGAGAACAACGUUCGUUUAGCAAUUAUUCCAUUAAAAGCGUAUUGUAAAGAAUAUAUAGUACAUUUACCACUGUUUAAUACAAAUGUCGCAACAUAUACAAAGUUUGUAUAGAACAUUUAAAAUAAUAAUUACUUAUUUAUGUAUACCAAAAUCCGAAAUAAAAUGAAAUUAAAAUCUAUAAUUAUUAUUUCGAAGGGAUUUCUUCGAUAACGAUCCAUCACUAAUUCAAGUGAAAGAAGAAAUAUCAAUGCAGUUUAAAAUGAAAGCGAACCUUGAGAAAACACUUCCCGAUACUAUUAAUAUUGGUCUUUUCUAUGUGCGUACACAGCAAUUGAAGUCAUUAUUGAUAGAAAAACGGAAAGAGUUAUCAACAUUACUAAUGAAAACGCAUGCCAGUAAAAUAAGUGAACAAUUAGAAUUGUCCUGUGCUGAAUAUAAAGAAAUAUAUCAAAAGCUCAAUGAAAAUCCCGCGUCUAUCGAACAAUUGUUUGAAAUGAGAGAAUGGAUUGAAACUCUACCAGUUAUAAUAAAAAAUAUAUCCGACGUUGUUAAACGAUUGUCUAUGGUACACAUACAUUAUGUAUUAUAAUAUGUAUAAUGUAAUGGUGUGAAUUAAUCAUGCGCUUAAAUAAGUACUUAAAUUAAUUAUUUUUAGGAACUAGACAUUUUGGACACUUAUUUAUGGAUAGUAGAAGACGAACAACUAAAAUUAAAAUUGGACGGUAAAACUUGGCCUUAUAAAAUUGAAUUGAGAAUGACGGAAACGCAAGAACGUUUAGACGGUGAAUUUGAAAAAUUUGAGAAACUACAAUUCGAGCAAGAAUUAUUGUUACAGGAAACCGUAGAAUACAUCAAUAGCGCUAUAUUAAAGUUAACUAUUGAAACUGAUUUAACGAGAAUUCUUGAAACUGCGGAGGAAGUCAAUAAACUUUGGAAAGAAAUUGAAAAGCUUCAAUCGUUUAGUCAAAGGUUAAACCAUAGCCAAAAACUUUUUGGUCAUCAGGUCAGUAUAAACUACAGAGUAUAGACGUAUUACAAUAUAAUAAUAUUAUAUUCGUUUUAUGCAUUCCUAUAUGUUCCUUAGUAUUCAAAUUUAAAUAUUUUUCAGGCUCACCCCUAAAAACGUGUGUAUGCAUAUAAAAAUGAAUUACGAAAAUGUUUAGUCAAUCAGCCAAUGUUAACCCGUGCCGAAUUGAAAUUAAAGCUUAAAUAAGUUUAAUUUUUCAAUAUUUAUGAGAAUAUUGUAUGGGUUUUUAAAUAUUUUGUAAACCGUUGAGUGAACCGAAAUUAUUUAUAUUAUAUGUUUUAAAUAAAACAAAAUUGUCUAUAAAUUAUUAUUCAACAAGUUCUUAAUAUCGUCUACCGUUCACAAGAUAUAUUGACCUAAUGUACAAAAAUACCGUAUACUAAAAAUGUGUACUGUUAUAAAUAAAAAUAUUAUUAUUAAUGUUAAAUAUUUAUCAGAGUUUAUGUAUUAUUAAAUAUGUUUAUUUAUUUAAACAUAUAAUUAAUGUUUUUAAGUAAUAUUUUUUUGUAAUGUUUCCUUUUUGCAAUCUGGAUAAAUUUUUCUAUGUUCUUGAACACAUUGUAGUACAUAUUGUUUUUGAUCUUCAUCGACUGUUAAUGCUUCAUUAAUUACACUCUUUUAGCUGUAUCAUUGACUAUUUUAAGUGAAUUUAUUAAUUCUUUGCCAUUAAUAAAACUGAUAUGAUUAUCCCACGUUUUUGGAUCGUAUUGUAAGAAAUUUGUUUCGAUACCAAAUCUGGAGAAUAAUUUCAAGCUAUUUUCCGAAAUAAAUUUAUCAAUAUUUCUGUAAAAUAUAAAAAUAAUUUAAAAAAUAAAUUGUAUUUUAAUUAUUAUUUAGUUUAUAUUAAUGAACUCACCGUUAAAUUUGUCAUGAAUCUGAUAUGGUUGAAAUAUCAGUCAUUUAGUUGAGUUAAUGGAUGAUUUAUCCUUAAGAGCUUUUAUCAUUAAAUGUUUCGUUUUAAAAGGUAUCAAUUCACCGAAAAACGAUAGAGCAGUAGCUUCUUUGGUUAAAUACCACAGGUGAUUACAAAAUUUUUUGAUUGCGACUGUAGAUAUUUGACUAUCAAUUAUUUUGAAGGAUUUAAAAGCUUUAAUCAAUUGUAAGUAAAUCUAGGUUUGGAGCUUUUGUUAGCAAUGAACAAGUAAACCACUCUUUGACAUAAAAUGUAACUAUGAAAAUACAAACUUCUCUAAUUGCUUUUUUUUCAGUUGCAGAAAUAUGAUAUUGAUGGCUUAAUAUAAACAUUUUCAAGUAAUAGAUUUCUCGAGAAAACCAUCAUACUUGAUGUAUUGCACCUGGUGGACGAAUUAUAAUUUUUUUUUCGGAAUUUUCACCAAUAAAUAUUAGUACCAAUUCUUCAAACUCACGGUAAUCAUCGUGAGAAUUUUUUAUUUCUAAUUGACUUCAUACAAAAUUAAGAAUAUCUUCUCUGAUAUUUUCUGUGGCACUAAUAUAAUAUUGAUCUUCUAAUUCACAUAUAAAAUUACUAGCAUUAAUAUCAUCCACAUUUUUUGAAAAUUUUUGAACAAUGAAAUUGCUGAAAUCGUAGUUACUUGUGGUAUUUUAUAAGUUUGAUUCAUUAUAAAAUCAUCAUUGUCGUAUCCUAAUGCCUCUAAUGUUGCUGUUAAAACAGUAAACAUUUUUAGUAUAUGAUAUUUUUGGAAAUUUAGGUAAUGUAUCUGAUGAAAAGUAGAAGAUAUUAAAAAACUUGUUAAAAUAUAAUUUAUAGACAAUUUUGUUUUAUUUAAAACAUAUUAUAAAAAUAAUUUCGAUUUACUUAACGGUUUGCGAAAUAUUUAAGAAAAUAUAAAAAAUUUCCAUUAGUAUUGAAAAAUUGAACUAAUUCAAACUUCAGGUUUAAUUCGACACGGGUUAACUUUGUUUGAUCGACUCAACACUUUUCGUAGUUCAUUUUUAUACACAUACACAAGUUUUUAGAGGUGAGUCCAUAAAAAUGUUGAUAUUAAAAUAUUGUAUGUGUUUUGUAUUUUGAAUGUAAAAUACACAAAUUAAUAUAUUUUGCCCAUCCCUGGUCAUAUUCAAUAUUAUGGUUAUUAUUAUCUAGUUAUAAUUUAUAGUUGAUAGUUUUAUAAUUAUUAGGUAACACCUUUUGAUAAUGUCAAAAGUUUAGUGAAAGAAUUUGAACCAUAUAAAGAAUUAUGGCUAACUUCUGCUGAGUUUCUAAAAAUGCAAAACCUUUGGUCACAAAAUCCAUUAACCACCCUAGACGAAAGUACUUUAGAACCCGUGUUAAAUGAAUUGUUAAAGAUUAUGACGAAAUGUGUUAAGCAAUUUGCUGAAGUACCUGGUAAAAAUAAAUUGACUAUAUUUAUUUUGAGUUUUAUACAUAAAUAUAAAUACUAUAAAAAUAAUAAUAAUUGCAGGUACUUUAAGUGUUGCUAUUGAAAUGAAAAAACAAAUCGAAGACUACAGGCCAACUGUCAAAUUAUUAAAAGAUAUACUAAAUCCAGGAAUAAAACAAAGACAUUGGGAUAUCAUAGCUAAAGAAACUGGUGAAUUUAUACAGUACAUAAUACAUAUAUUUACUAACAAUAUAACAAUAUUAUUCAAAUAUUUUUAGGAGCAAAAGUUGUUUUAGUACCAUCAUUGAAUUUUCAAAAAUGUUUAGAAUUAGGUGUUGAUAAACAUGUAGAUAUGAUAAAACAAAUUUCGGAUAAUGCUUCAAAAGAAUACACAAUUGAACUGGCUUUAAAUAAAAUGAUAAAAGAUUGGGACGGUGUAAAAUUAAAUUUAAUUCCUCAUAAAGACACAGGAACAUAUAUAAUGCAAAUAUCAGAUGAAGAAAUACAAAUGCUGGAUGAACAUAUUUUGAUUACUCAACAGUUAUCUUUUAGUCCAUUCAAAGGACUAUUUGAAGAGCAAUUAACUAAAUGGGAAGAAGAUUUGAGACUUACUAGAGACGUCAUUGAAGCAUGGAUUGAAUUUCAAACGUAUAAUUACAAAACAAAAUAUUUAGUACCUACCUAAUCACAGAAUAGAAUAAUUUUUAUACGUUUAGUGGACAGUCGCAAUGCCGGAUUAAUGAAAUUAAUUAUUUUUUUAUAAAGUAUUAUUAAUAUUAUAGUUUUGUGUCCGUAAACAAUUUUUUUAACUUAAAAUUUUCCCCGGUUUCACUUAUUAUUUUCCUAAUCGUUGGGGAAAACAUAAAUAAAAAGACAUACUUCGCAUGGGUUGGUUACUGUUGCAGGUGAGAAUUUGGGAAGGUAAAGGGGAAAUUUAAUGUAUAUCUGUAAGCAACGAUAAACAAUUGCUUACAAAAAAAACGAUUUUGAACGACAGUAAUGCUUUGUAAACAAUUUUUAUGUCAUAGUAUGAUAAAAAAAUUACAUAUGUAUUAUAUAUUGUCUUUAAUAAUUUUUGUUUAAUAUUGUACGUAUUCUCCUAUAUUUUUUUCUGGUUUUUUCCUAAAUUUUUCAAAUUUAUUAUAAAAACAGCUGGAAAAAUCAAAAAAAUGACCUCCCUAAACUACCACUUCAGUCAGAUUUCUUUUCAGAAAAAAUGGUUUCAUUGUAAAUCUGAACGAAAUUGUUUAUAGAAAAGUUAUUCACAGAUAAAAAAUUAAUAAAUAAAUAAACAUCAUUGUAAAACAAAUAAAAUGGAAAGUUAACUGAAAUACCAAUAAUUUCAAUACUUUCGUUUUUUUUUUUUUUUUUGUUGUAGUUCGGUUAUAAGCAAUAGUAGAAACAUGUAAUUUGUAUAGACAAUUUUUAGAGGUAAUAAAAUAUUAUACUUAUUGAUAGGCAUCUGACAUUAUGGAGUUUUUUCAGUUUUUAUUUGGUUGUUUUAUGAGGAAAAAGGGGAGGUUAUAAGAUGCCUUGGAGGAUUCCACAUUUAAUGAAUUCACCUGAACUUAGUGUUUUGUUGAUUUGUAUGCGUUGGGGAAGUGAUGAUAAGUGCGAUUUAAGAAAUUUCAAUGCUGCACUUUUAAUUCCAAUGUCUAUCAGUUUUGUUGAUAGUGUAAUAUACUAUUAUCAUGGCCAACUGUCUCAAAAGCCUUUGCUAGAUUCAGGUAUACUGUUGCGCAGUUUUUAUCACUAUCUAAUGUGGUUGAAUUCAAACUGAGAGGAAUAGUACAAGUCGUUCGAUUCAAUAUACUCUUGCAACUCAUUUUUAAGUAUUUUUCAACAUUUUUAACGAUUUUUGAGAUUAGAGAUAUUGGUUGGUAAUUACUAAUGGAUAGUUUAAAUUUUUUUAAUACAAGAAUCACUACGGUUGUUUUAAAUAUAUUUGGAAAAAUUGAAUUGGAUACAGAUGCAUUAAAGAUGUGUGAUAAUGGUUUUAAUAAUUUAGAUAAGUUUGUUUUGAUAAUUUCUUCUGUAAUAUUGUCAUGUCCAGGUACAAAGACAUAAUUCCUUUUAAAACAGAGUUAUUAUUAAUUAUCUCAAAUUUAGUGAAUCAAUGUGAUAUAAUUGUAUAAGGGACAUAAGUUUUAUUUUUGUUAAAUAUUAUUUUAGAACUUAUCAUUAUUUUGAACACGGUGUGAGCUACCUAAAAUAAAAUAGCUAUUAAUGUUAUUAGCCAUUUAUUGUAGUUGCUUAUUGACGAAUAAAGUAGAGUCACUAUCAUUUAUGAUAGAAAAAAUUUGACUGCUAUGCUUAGUUUGGUUUGUAGCUUUAUUAAUUAAACGCCAUAGGUACAUUUAUACAAUUAUGUUAAUUUGUCUUUUGUACUCUAUUAAUUACUAUUAGUAUAGAUACCUAACCUCCUAGAUUAUAUAUUUUAUUUUAAUACUUUUUUUUUUAUAAAAAAUACUUGACUAAGAAUUGUUUUAAAUUGCAUACCUAACAAUAUUGAAGUAAGUAGGCAUUUAGACUACAUUAUUGAAAGAUAUAGCUUUUUUCAUUAUGUGUUAGUAUUAUAUUAAUAACAUAAAAAUGAUAACAAUAUAGAAUAUAUAGUGUAUUUUUAACUUGUACCUACAUCAAAAAUUUAAAAUAGGUAAUCAGUUUUAACAAAUAUUAUACUUAAUAUAUUAUCUAUAUAAACAAAUUAAAACUUUCAUUAACUGUCACCUCUAGGUAACAGCAAUUUUUUUUGGACCCGUCAAUUAUUAUAGGAAAAAUACAUUAAUACCUCUAUAUAGCGGUAACUCUAAAUAAAGAUCAAACUUCUUGAACUUUGUAUCCAAAAUUGUAAUUUAAAGUGCGUGAUUUGCCCAAACUAAUUAAGACACUUUACAGUUAUAAAUAGACAUUAUGUAAUUGUCUUAUUCAACUUUUACCUACCCUAGGAAGUAUAAUAUUCUAAAUUAGUAUUUUUACCACCAAAUUCGUCAAACAAUUUUGAUUUUAAAUUGUACAUAGUAAAUAAAUCUUCAGUAUUGUGCAUGUCAUAAAUACAUUUUUUGGUACUUGCAUAUUAUUGUGUAGAUACUUAUUUGAGUUUUAUUUAAAUUAUUUGUACUCUCUAUAUCGGUCAUCUGGAAGUAUUGCAAUUCUGUUAAUGGUCACCUCUAAAUAACGGUCAUUAUUUCCCUUCGGUCACCGUUUUAUAGAAUUUUCACUGUACUUGCUAUACUUACAAAAUAAUAUACAUUAUGAUUCAAAUAAAACCAAAUAAAUGGUACAAGAUGGUUCCAAGCUGUCAAAAUAUAAUUUUUUUUUGAAGCUUUCAAUAAUAUUCUUCUUGAAGUACUCGGUCAAAACCCUACACUCCAUAAAUCCAUUAAUUUCUAGUUCUGUAUUUCUUAGUUCGCGAUAAAAAAAAAAUAUAUAUAUACCUACAUAAAACAUUUACUUUAAACAGAUUUCCCAUGUUUGCAUUAUAAAAUAGUCUAGUAAAUACUUUCAUUUAAGUAGUAUACCAGGUGAUCUAAUUAAGUAGGUAAACUUAUUAUCUCGGAAAGUAUUAAGUUUUUUCGAAAUUUGUUUUCUAGAAUAUUUAAGAAACAUACACUUUACAAUUUAUAUUUAUAUUUUUUUUCACCCUAAUUUUUGGGGUUAAAACCAUGAAUUACUUUUGAUUUACAAAUAGCAACCUAUAUUAAAAAUUCCAUAAAUAGAUUAUUAGUUAAAAUAAAUUUUAAUGUUGAAAUUUUAGAUUUUUGUCAAGCCGUUGACAAGAUAUUUCACUUGUAAGUACACGUCGUACGCCACACGAAUGAUACUCCACUACAAUUCUUCUCCAACCCAUACUUAAAAGUAGAAUAUUUCGUCAACGGAUUGACGGAAAUCAAAAAUUUCAACACUAAAAUUUGUUUUAACUAAUACUCCAACUAUUUAUGAGAUUUUUAAUAUAGGUAAAAAGUAAAUACUUUCCAAAAUAAUGAAUGUACUCACUUAAAUGGAUCACGGUUAUCUAAAACUAAACUAUAAUAUAAUUUGAAUUUUAAGUAUCUUAAAAACGAGUAAAAUAUUUUUCAGACAAUGGAUGUAUCUAGAACCUAUAUUUGCCAGUCCUGAUAUUAAAGAUCAACUUCCUGUUGAAAAUAAGAAAUUCAAUACAGUUCAACGUACAUGGAUACGAAUCAUGAAAUCCACUUUAGAAAAACCAUUAGUAAGAAUAGUUAAUAUAUAUGUUACGCUUAAAUCCCGAAAUCGACUAAUGUAUACAUUAGCAUUCUCGUCCAUAAUCAAAUUGCUGGAUUAUUGAAUCACCAAAAAUAAAAAAUAUUUUUAUAAUAUGUUUCACAUCCUUGUUUUGUUUUAAUGCCCUUAUUUGUAAAAUUUCAGUGACAUGAUCUUAGUAGAUAAUUGUCUUUCUAUUUAAUUUCACUUUUCAAACUUCUAGUAUUAUUACGAAAUAUUUUGAUGAGAUCAAUAAAUCUAAUUAUGUUUUUCCAGCAAUAAUUUAUUAAAAUACUCGUACAAAUUGUCUUUCAAGUACAUUAUAUUGCAGACUUACGAACUAAAUUUUAAUUGACAUAUAUAUAUUACUUAUGGCAGAGUAGAGCAGUGUGUUAACAAAGUGUUACACCAUUAUGGUCUUUAGAGACAAUACAGAGGUCCGGGUUAUAACCACGAUUACAUUAAAGUUGUUUAUUUAAAUUGGUAUUAGCACUUUUAAGAUAAAAUAGGUAUAAUACUAUAAUUUAAUACUAGUCAAUAAAAUCAUAUCAUAAAAAGUUGUCAGAUAAUCUAUGAAUAAGGAAAGAAAUAAAGUUAAAAUUGGUUUCGAUGCGUUUAGUGGUUAGAGUAGGAAGUUUGGGUGUAUUAAGGAUAAGAGAAUAGUCGUACGGAGGAUGCCGAAGCUUAAGAACCAAUUGGGCAUACGACAGAAAUUUAUUACGGACACACAUUAACCUUACAGUUGAUCCUUCGCAAGAUAACGAUGCAACACAACCUCACUGUACUCUAAAAUUGAACGGACUGCCUGGAUAUUUAAUGCUAUCACCACUUUAUUGAAACAAACAACUAAUAAGAAUCUUAUAUCACAAACCCAUUUUUAAAAAUAAUAAAUUAUCUUUUUAACUUUAAAAAUAUUUGAGCUGUCAAAAAUGAUUAACCGCUACUGUAAAAUGUUUAAAAAAAAAAAAAUCAAAAUCAGUACUAAUUUAUAAGUGAUGGAUAUUUAAUUUUUUCUUUCUUUUUUUUAAAAAAAUAAAUAUUACAGCAAAACUCUUUUGAAAUCACUAUUUCAGUUUUCAUAUUUUUAAGUUUUGAUUUUGGUAUACCGCCAAGACUACAGUAUAAUAAUAUAAUUUUAAAAAUAAAAGAUAUUGAUAAACUUAUUAAGUAUUUAAUCAGGUGAUGAUGAUUUGUCCGGAUAAGAGAUUAUUGGAAAAAUUAAUAGAAGGAAGAGAUCAAUUGAUUUUAGUGCAAAAAGGAUUAACAAAUUAUUUGGAAGUUAAAUCAUCGGUGUUUCCUAGAUUUUACUUUCUUAGUGAUGAUGAAUUAUUGGAAAUAUUAGCCGAUUCGAGAAAUCCAUUGGCCGUACAACCGCACUUGAAGAAAUGUUUUGAAAAUAUUUAUAAAGUAAACCAUUUACUAUUGUAUACAAGUUACCUUUAUUUAUAAUAUUUCAUUAUAAUUGUAUAGCUUGAAUUCGAAGCCGAUUUAAAAGUUACUACUAUGUAUUCUGGCGAAGGGGAGAGCGUUAAAUUGAUCCCACCUAUAUAUCCCAAAGGGACCGUAGAAUAUUGGCUAAUGGACAUAGAAAAUAUUAUGAGAAACACAAUCAAAGAGACGUUAAAAGCUGCACUGGAAACAGUGGAAACCACACCUAGAGACGAAUGGGUGCUCCAAUGGCCGGGUCAAGUUGUCAUAGCCAUUUCUCAGACUACUUGGACUGCACAUGUUGAACACGGUAUCAAAACGAAUACGCUGAAUUCGUAUUAUAAAACUAUGCUAUCUCAGGUGGGUAGAAAAUAAAAAAAAACAACAAAAUACAUAUUAUAUUGGUUUAUGGCGUACGUAGAGAAUUUGCUACCUAUCUAUAUUUUAACUCAUUUGUGUUUUAUAGUUAAACGAUUUAAGAAAAUUAGUUAGUGGGAAUCUUAAUAAUAUUGAACGCCAAGUAUUGUCGGCGUUAAUCGUAAUUGAAGUUCACGCUAGAGACGUACUAUCGAGUUUGGUCGCACUCAAAAUAAAAAACGUUAACGAGUUCGAUUGGAUACGACAGUUAAGGUAAGUAGUAGGUCCUAGUAAGUGGUAAAACCGGUGGCGAGUGAUGCGAGACAUGCACUUAUCCAGAUUUUGUUUGUGAAUGGUUUUCACUUAAGUCAUUAUCAAUUAUAACUGUAUCAAUAUUAAAGUGAUAAAAACAAUUUUAAAAUUGCAUAAAAUUGGAGAAAAUAUGAAAUACGGCAUCCCCUUCUCCCCCUAACAGUGAGGCGUAAAUAUUUAUGUUUGAACUUUUAAAUUGUUUAGAUAUUAUUGGUUAGAUGAUUUUGGUGAAGUAGUCAGAGCGGUGAAUGCUCAAUUUCCUUACAGUUACGAAUAUCUUGGAUGUUCGGGUCGUCUGGUCAUAACUCCGUUAACCGAUCGUUGUUAUCUAACAUUGACCGGUGCUCUGAAUUUGAAAUUUGGCGGAGCUCCGGCCGGACCGGCUGGUACGGGAAAAACGGAAACAACUAAAGUGUGCAAUUCAUUUAUAUUGCAUUGAAAUGGACUUCUAUAAUAUAAUAUUCUGAUAUAAUAAAUUAUUCUUAUGUUAACCUAUAGGAUUUAGCAAAAGCAUUAGCUAUUCAAUGCGUUGUGUUCAACUGUUCAGAUCAAUUAGAUUACAUGGCGAUGGGAAAAUUCUUUAAAGGGUUAGCCAGGUAUACAAUCGUAGUAUUUAAAAACGAUUCAAAUAAGUAAAAUUACAAUAAAUUAUUGUAUUUUUAUUUUAUAGUUCAGGAGCUUGGGCUUGUUUCGACGAAUUUAAUAGAAUAGACAUCGAAGUGCUCUCUGUAAUUGCUCAACAACUUACAACGAUACAAAAAGCGUUAAUGGCUCAAAUGACCAGGUAUAUAAAUAUAAUACUAUGAACAUACCUAACUACUUUAUUAAUCUGAGUUUUAUAUAAGUAAUUACUUUUAAUACUUAUUGUUCCAGAUUUAUGUUCGAAGGUAGCGAAAUAGCUCUUAAACCGACUUGCGCCGUGUUUAUCACAAUGAAUCCUGGAUACGCGGGCAGAACAGAAUUACCCGACAACUUAAAAGCGUUAUUUCGUCCAGUGGCCAUGAUGGUACCCGACUAUACGCUUAUCGCUGAAAUUUCCCUUUUUUCAUUCGGCUUUAACGACGCGAAACCGCUCGCGGGUAAAAUCACCACGACGUUCAAACUCAGUUCGGAACAACUCAGUACUCAGGUUAUUAUAGCAACACUAUAAUACCGUUUCGUUAUGUUUUGUGUUCUAAAAUAAUAAUUUAACAUGUAACAUAAUUUACACCUCAUCAGGACCAUUAUGAUUUUGGAAUGAGAGCUGUAAAAACUGUUAUCGCUGUGGCUGGAAAUUUAAAAAGAGAAAAUCCUGAAAUGGAUGAACAGCAAAUCAUUCUAAGAGCAUUAAGAGAUGUAAAUGUACCGAAAUUUUUAAAGGACGAUCUGACAUUAUUUAAAGGUAAAUGAAAAAAAAAACAACUAAUAUGUAUAUUUAUAAUGAUUAUACAGGAGAUUUUUUUUUAUCAUAAAUUAUCAAUUUUCUCGGAGGAUUUUAAGUGAAUUUGAUUUUCUUUCUUUUAAUCAAUAUGGAAAUGAUGAGCUUUAUUUCGAAGCCAUUUUAAAUUUUGUUAUCAUUAGUACUCCAUAUACCUUAAAAUAAGUAUAUAAUUUUGUUUUUCAAAUAGAAAUUCCCCUUUUAUGAAUACAGAUUUGAAUAGCGAAUAUUAUUUUUAGAAAUUUUUAUAUACAUAAUACAAAUAUCAGAUUUACCGUUUAUGAGUCAUAGCCAUUUAAAGUUCAGACUGGACGAGUAAAGAAAGGUUAAUAAUAAGUUGAUAACUUUUCCCUACUCCUCCAGUCUAUACACUUUAAAAAGUUAUAACUGAUAAACAAUAAAACUACUAUAAAUGGGGGGUGAUACACGUAAAAUAAAAGUAUACAUUUAUUUAAGGUAUAUGGAGUAAGGGUAAAAAAUUAAAAAUGGUUUUAAAAUAAAGUUUAACCAAUUUCACAAUAAUUAAAAACAUACAAAAACAGACAUCAAAUUAACUUAAAAUCCUUCGAAAUAAUUGCUGGUUUAUGAUAAAAAAUUACUCUUUAAAAUAUAUUGCAACUAAUAUAAAUAAUACUAUGCAUUGAUAACACAUAUAAAGUAUUAAUUGUAAUUAUUGUUUUAUAUUAAAUUAUUAGGUAUAGUUUCUGAUCUAUUUCCGUUAAUUAAACAACAAGAUAUUGAUUACGGUUCGUUAGAGAAAUCAAUUAGAGACGCAACUUUAAACUUUGGACUAGACGAUGUCGAUGGUACGCAAAAACCGAUUAUAAUGACCGCGUUUACCAAUGAAAAUAACCUAUUAUAGUAAUUUUAAUGACAUUUCAGAGUAUAUGAGCAAAGUAAUUCAAUUAUUCGAAACAACAGUCGUAAGACAUGGCUUAAUGUUAGUUGGACCUACCGGGUCGGGAAAAACAAAAGUAAUCAAUAUUAAAUCUAUUAUAAACACAAUAUUAUUUAAAAAAAAUAAAAUUGUGUAAGUUUUAAUCAUUAUAAAUAACCAUGUGAGGCGUCUUCUAAAAAUGUAUAAUACGCGACAAAUCUACACAUUUUAUUAAUUGUAAGAUCUUAAAAUGAAUAAUUUUUUUUGUUUCAUAAAACAUCAUAUUCAUUGUUUUAUCAUUAUAUACCUAUAUAAUAAUAAUUUUUUUAACAAUUAUAAUUCUAAUAGAAAAUAUUCAUUAUAAUUUCUAGUUAACAUAAUUUUAUACCGAAUAAUAAUAAUUAUUAUAUGCUUAGUGCUAUGAAAUACUGAAAAACGCAUUAACUAAAUUAGAGGGCACGGAAUCUCCGAGUGGAGUACUAUUUGUUAAAGUUCAUUCGUUUGUGUUGAAUCCAAAAUCAAUUACGAUGGGCCAGUUGUACGGUGAAUUUGAUGCUCUUACACAUGAGUGGUUAGACAGUUUAAGAUUUUAUAUUUUUGUUAUUACAAUCAUUGUUGUUAGUCAUUUGUUUGUUUUAUUUAUAUUUUACUAUCAAAACUGUAAAAUGUUAAGAGUACUAUUGUAUUUUAUGUAACAUACAUAUUUAAAAUCAAAGUACAAAACCCAAAAUAUUAAUUUAAUUAAUUUAAGUUAAUUGUUUUGCUAUAACCGUAAAUACUUAAUAAACAAAAUGUAUAGCUUUUUGUGUGUUAUAUAAAUUUAUCUGUAUAUCAUGUGUCAUCCACAAAGUGCUCCAGUUUUUAUAUUUAUUAAUAUAUAUAUAUAUAUAUAUACAUUUUAUAACAUAUAAUACAGGACUGACGGUAUUUUAUCGUAUAUGGUCCGCCAAGGAAUUUCCGUCGAAGAUUCAGACAAACGGUGGUAUGUUUUUGAUGGGCCCGUGGAUGCGGUUUGGAUUGAAAACAUGAAUUCGGUUUUGGACGAUAACAAGAAAUUGUGUUUAAGUAGCGGAGAGAUAAUGAAAAUAACCGACAAUCAAACGAUGAUUUUCGAGGUCGAAGAUCUUUCCGUGGCGAGUCCUGCAACGGUUUCUCGAUGCGGUAUGGUUUACUUGGAACCGGCUAUUUUAGGAUAUGGACCGUUCAUAAAUUGUUGGUCCAAACAUUUGCCUAAAGUAAAUAUUAUUAUUAAUGUAAUAUAUUUAUGAUACAUUUAUAGUUUCUUUGAUUUUUAAAUAUCUUUUAUUUUUGAUGAUUAUCAUAUGUUUUCAGUUGGUAAACCAUGUAAAGGAAGAAAUAUUAAGACUGAUAGAUUUAUAUGUAAUUCCAGCUAUAGAAUACGUCCACAGAGAGCUUACCGAAAUAGUCAUAUCGGUGAAAUCGUCAUUACUUAUGUCGUGUUUGAAUUUAAUGACGAUUAUGUUUAAACCAUUAACUAACGCCGAUAACAAACCCAUACCUCCCCCUCAAUUUUUGAGCUUAAUCCCUCAACUGUUGCCAUGUUGGAUAGUAUUUGCAAUCAUUUGGAGUGUAGGAGUGACUUGCGAUCACAAAUCUCGUACACUAUUUUCGGCAUAUCUAAGAAAACAGAUGACUUUAAACCGACAUCAAAAUAAAUUUCCUAACGAAGGAUUAAUUUACGACUAUAGGUAUCGAUUUUCAAGUUUUUAUGGCAUAGCAUUGCAAGCAAUAUUUAGUAAACUAUUUUGUUUUAUUAUUAUAUUGAGUUUACAUUGUAUUCAUAUAGGCUACACGAUGGUGGAUUUACCAUGCCAACGGACAGUGGAGAACCGGUCCCACCAACGUGGAUUAAUUGGGGACUCUAUGUCGAAAAAAUAAUGAUAACGGAAGAAACCAACUAUUCGGGUAAUUAAUAAAAAAAGGUACCUACCUAGUAAAAUGUAGAAUUCUGUUGAAAGGGUAUUAUUUUCAGACAUUGAAGUACCAACCGUCGACAAUGUUCGAUCGGCUUAUAUAAUCGAAAUGCUUUUGACGAACGGUCAUAAUGUAUUGUGUAUUGGACCGACCGGUACUGGAAAAACACUCACAGUUAUGUCGAAACUCACCUAUAAUAUGCCAAAAAAUUAUAUUUCUGACUUUUUGAACUUUUCCGCCCGGACUUCCGUAAAUCAAACUCAAGAUUUAAUCGAUUCGAAAUUAGACAAACGGAGAAAAGGAAUUUUUGGGCCACCCAUAACCAAAAGACUUAUACUGUUUAUUGAUGACUUCAAUAUGCCUGCUUUGGAAACCUAUGGUGCACAACCUCCUAUUGAACUCAUAAGACAAUGGAUGGAUUUUGGCGGUUAGCAAUUGAUUUAUUUUUAUUUUAACAGUAUUAGGAUUUGAAUCUGUACACAAAUUGUUUAAUAUUAGGAUGGUAUGAUCGAAAAAACAUUGGUGAAUGGAGGAGUAUUAUCGAUACAAAUUUUAUUGUAGCGAUGGGUCCUCCCGGCGGUGGACGGAAUAACAUUACACCUAGAAUUCUCAGACAUUUUCAUUAUAUAUCGUUCACCGAUAUGGAUGAAAAUAGUCAAGUAAAUAUUAUAAAUGAAACAUUUUUAUUACUGAUUUAUACAGGUUAUGCCCACGAAAAUAAACUCUAUCAUAUUAAAUUUAUAGAUAAGUAUUUUUGGUCAAAUUCUCAACUCAUGGAUGUCAAGAAAUGAAAACUUUAAAGGAAUAGAAGAACAAAUCCUUCGCAUGACACUUACUAUUUACAACAUUAUUUUAUCUGACUUAUUACCAACUCCGGCAAAAACUCAUUAUACUUUUAAUCUAAGAGACUUAAGUAAAGUUUUCCAGGGCAUAUUAAUGGCUCAACCUGAAAUUAUUGAGGCAAGUUUUAAAUAAUUAUUAGUAGAUUGGAUAAUUUAAAACAAAAUAAAUAUAUGUUUUUUUUGUACAGAAUGAACAAGAAUUAAUCAGACUAUGGUAUCAUGAAAACUGUCGCGUUUAUCAAGACCGGUUGAUAAAUAAUGAAGAUAGAAACUGGUUUAGUGGCCUACUAAAAAAUAAAAUCCUCGACAAUUUCGGACAAGAUUUCGUUUCUUUAGUGACUGAUGAAAUCAUUUUAUUUAGUGAUUUCGUUGAUAGCGAUUCUUACACCAGAGUUACAAAUACUAACACAGUAAAUAUAAACUAUAUUUAUUUUAUUAUAUUUUUUUAUCUGAACCGUAUUUAUACCGACAAAUAUUUAAUUCAAAUCAUAUUUAAGCCGAACUAUAUUUUAGCCAACAAUAUUUAAGCGUGGCAAUAUUAUUCUGUACUCAAUAUUGUUUUAACCUAACCGUGGUUUAUACUAUGGUUAUAUUAUUAUAAUAUAUAUUAUGGUACGCUUACAAUAUAAAUAUGAUCAAUAAAUAAUAUAUAUUCAUACAUAUAUGAAAUCAUAACCUCGGUAGACGUCAAUAAACGUCAGUGAAAAUUUUAAAACAUUUUUGCCUAAAUGGGCGGGACAUUAGUAGUCGACUGACGGAGGAGAAAUGGUCUGACUUUAUUUUCUAAGAUGUCUAUAGUGGCUAGAUACUAGUGACUAGUAUCAAUCUAGUAAUCGGAGUGUCCAAUGGUUCUGGCAAAAUAUCUGUCGGCUAAAGUGCUGUUCAAAUACGGUUUUGAUAAAAUAUUUUUCGGAUUAAAUAUUUAUUUGUUAAAUUACGGUUUGCAGUAGUUUUAUAUAAGUAGUGGCUCACCGGGAAAAUCCAGGUGUCCCGGUGGUCCUAUCCGCCCCUGAAUAUUAGCAAUCUAUAGCAUUAAAUACACCUCUGCGGUCAUUUUCUACAAUAUUAUGAUUUAAAAAUGUACUGAAAUAUUAAAAGUAUAGGUACUAAUAUUAUUCUAACAAUUGAAAAAAAUACUUUAAGGUUGUUUUUAAUUUUUCUGUCUAGAUGUGUUUAAUAAAAAGGUUUACUGUUUUUAUUUUAGAUUUUGAAAGUGCUUGAGAAGUAUUUAGAAGAAUAUAACGCUCAAACUUCGACGGUAUUAAAUUUAGUAUUUUUUAUGGACGCGAUAUCUCAUAUUUGCAGAAUAACGCGUUUAAUUGGACAACAACUCGGCAAUGCGUUAUUAUUGGGUAUGGGUGGUUCAGGUGAGAAAAUUAAAAAUUUUUUAGGUACCAAUAAGACAAGUUUGUAUUAUAUAUAUAUGUUGUUUUAUUAGGCCGUCAAAGUCUUACACGAUUAGCUACGUAUAUACGUCAACUUCAACUCUUUCAAAUACAGUUAACCAAAACGUAUGCAACUAACGAUUUCAGAGAGGAUAUGAAAAAAUUAAUGUUAAGAGCCGGUUUAUUAAAAGUUCAAAGCGUAUUUUUAUUUAGUGAUACACAAGUAAUACUAAUACAAAUAAAGUUUUGUGCAUUAAUAAAUUACUCGUGCACACAUAUAAUUUAAUCAAACAAAAUAUAUAAUUUUUUGUAAUGUAGAUCAAAUCUGAAUCCUUUUUGGAAGAUAUAAAUGGUAUACUCAAUUCUGGAAACAUACCGAAUAUCUACCAACCGGAUGAAUUAGAUAAAAUCAUGCAAGUUAUGAAAGCUCCAGCGACCGAACUGGGGUUGGUAACUUCUAAAGCAAAUUUAUUCAGUUUAUAUUUGAAACGCGUCAAGAUAAACCUUCACAGUGUUAUCACAAUGAGGUACUACUUAUAAAUAAUCCUUAUAGUAAUAUUAAAAAUAACGCUCGGAAUGGACCUAUAAAUUGUAGCCCGAUCGGAGAAUUAUUUCGUUCUCGAAUCCGUCAAUUUCCUGCUCUCAUUAACAAUUGUACGAUAGAUUGGUUUAGCGAAUGGCCAGAAAGUGCACUAAAGGUAUGUUAAAUGAUACACUUUUAAGCCAAUAAGCCCCGAAUUUUUUUUUCUUCAAAACUGUUCGAAAUUUUUAUAUCUAAUAAGAAUAACAUUAUCACUUCUACUUUAUUUUAAAUCAUGUUUACAAUGUUAUAAUUAAAAUUAUAUUUUAGAGUGUUGCGCAUCAUUUUCUAAUGGAAAUCGAAGAUUUACAUUCAAAUUCUGUGUUAUUUGAUGGCAUUGUUUCUACGUUCCAAUAUAUGCAACAAAGUGUAAUUGAAGAAAGCGUAAUUUAUCUACAAGUAUAA